This is a messenger RNA of Drosophila montana, 3386 nucleotides long. It is a transcript of the gene Ubi-p63E, whose product is annotated as Polyubiquitin-63E. Lineage: Eukaryota; Metazoa; Arthropoda; Insecta; Diptera; Drosophilidae. Gene Ontology annotation, molecular function: ubiquitin protein ligase binding; RNA binding; protein tag activity. The record is from RefSeq and is a predicted model, not a curated record. Gene Ontology annotation, cellular component: cytoplasm; nucleus. Gene Ontology annotation, biological process: protein ubiquitination; modification-dependent protein catabolic process. The transcript is spliced from 2 exons. The coding region runs from base 169 to 3144 and encodes 991 amino acids.
GAUAUUUGUCAAAGAAAUCCUAUUUCAAUUCGCUCAUUUUGCGUUUGACUUCCAAAGUGAACACUUGAAACUAAAAGAAAUUGUGUAAAUUCAGCAGAAAAGCAAUUAAUAUCUAAUAAUAAAAACGCAACUUUAAGCAAAAGUAUUGGAAGUAGAGGAAUUAUCAAUAUGCAGAUCUUCGUAAAAACUUUGACGGGAAAGACCAUCACCUUGGAGGUGGAGCCUUCCGAUACGAUCGAGAACGUUAAGGCCAAGAUUCAGGACAAGGAGGGAAUCCCUCCAGACCAGCAGCGUCUGAUCUUCGCCGGCAAGCAACUGGAAGAUGGUCGGACUUUGUCAGACUAUAACAUCCAGAAGGAGUCGACCCUCCACUUGGUCCUCCGUCUGCGUGGUGGUAUGCAGAUCUUCGUGAAGACCCUGACGGGAAAGACCAUCACCCUGGAGGUGGAACCUAGUGACACGAUCGAGAACGUGAAGGCCAAGAUUCAGGACAAGGAGGGCAUCCCUCCAGACCAGCAGCGUCUGAUCUUCGCCGGCAAGCAGCUGGAAGAUGGUCGGACUUUGUCAGACUAUAACAUCCAGAAGGAGUCGACCCUCCACUUGGUCCUCCGUCUCCGUGGUGGUAUGCAGAUCUUCGUGAAGACCCUGACGGGAAAGACCAUCACCCUGGAGGUGGAACCUAGUGACACGAUCGAGAACGUGAAGGCCAAGAUUCAGGACAAGGAGGGCAUCCCUCCAGACCAGCAGCGUCUGAUCUUCGCCGGCAAGCAGCUGGAAGAUGGACGCACUCUUUCCGACUACAACAUCCAGAAGGAGUCGACCCUCCACUUGGUCCUCCGUCUCCGUGGUGGUAUGCAGAUCUUCGUGAAGACCCUGACGGGAAAGACCAUCACCCUGGAGGUGGAACCUAGUGACACGAUCGAGAACGUGAAGGCCAAGAUUCAGGACAAGGAGGGCAUCCCUCCAGACCAGCAGCGUCUGAUCUUCGCCGGCAAGCAGCUGGAAGAUGGACGCACUCUUUCCGACUACAACAUCCAGAAGGAGUCGACCCUCCACUUGGUCCUCCGUCUCCGUGGUGGUAUGCAGAUCUUCGUGAAGACCCUGACGGGAAAGACCAUCACCCUGGAGGUGGAACCUAGUGACACGAUCGAGAACGUGAAGGCCAAGAUUCAGGACAAGGAGGGAAUCCCUCCAGACCAGCAGCGUCUGAUCUUCGCCGGCAAGCAGCUGGAAGAUGGUCGCACCUUGUCGGAUUACAACAUCCAGAAGGAGUCGACCCUCCACUUGGUGCUCCGUCUGCGUGGUGGUAUGCAAAUCUUCGUGAAGACCCUGACGGGAAAGACCAUCACCCUGGAGGUCGAGCCCAGUGACACGAUCGAGAACGUGAAGGCCAAGAUUCAGGACAAGGAGGGCAUCCCUCCAGACCAGCAGCGUCUGAUCUUCGCCGGCAAGCAGCUGGAAGAUGGUCGGACUUUGUCAGACUAUAACAUCCAGAAGGAGUCGACCCUCCACUUGGUCCUCCGUCUGCGUGGUGGUAUGCAGAUCUUCGUGAAGACCCUGACGGGAAAGACCAUCACCCUGGAGGUGGAACCUAGUGACACGAUCGAGAACGUGAAGGCCAAGAUUCAGGACAAGGAGGGCAUCCCUCCAGACCAGCAGCGUCUGAUCUUCGCCGGCAAGCAGCUGGAAGAUGGUCGCACCUUGUCGGAUUACAACAUCCAGAAGGAGUCGACCCUCCACUUGGUGCUCCGUCUGCGUGGUGGUAUGCAAAUCUUCGUGAAGACCCUGACGGGAAAGACCAUCACCCUGGAGGUCGAGCCCAGUGACACGAUCGAGAACGUGAAGGCCAAGAUUCAGGACAAGGAGGGCAUCCCUCCAGACCAGCAGCGUCUGAUCUUCGCCGGCAAGCAGCUGGAAGAUGGACGGACUCUCUCUGACUACAACAUCCAGAAGGAGUCGACCCUCCACUUGGUCCUCCGUCUGCGUGGUGGUAUGCAGAUCUUCGUGAAGACCCUGACGGGAAAGACCAUCACCCUGGAGGUGGAACCUAGUGACACGAUCGAGAACGUGAAGGCCAAGAUUCAGGACAAGGAGGGCAUCCCUCCAGACCAGCAGCGUCUGAUCUUCGCCGGCAAGCAGCUGGAAGAUGGUCGGACUUUGUCAGACUAUAACAUCCAGAAGGAGUCGACCCUCCACUUGGUCCUCCGUCUGCGUGGUGGUAUGCAGAUCUUCGUGAAGACCCUGACGGGAAAGACCAUCACCCUGGAGGUGGAACCUAGUGACACGAUCGAGAACGUGAAGGCCAAGAUUCAGGACAAGGAGGGAAUCCCUCCAGACCAGCAGCGUCUGAUCUUCGCCGGCAAGCAGCUGGAAGAUGGUCGCACCUUGUCGGAUUACAACAUCCAGAAGGAGUCGACCCUCCACUUGGUGCUCCGUCUGCGUGGUGGUAUGCAAAUCUUCGUGAAGACCCUGACGGGAAAGACCAUCACCCUGGAGGUGGAACCUAGUGACACGAUUGAGAACGUGAAGGCCAAGAUUCAGGACAAGGAGGGCAUCCCUCCAGACCAGCAGCGUCUGAUCUUCGCCGGCAAGCAGCUGGAAGAUGGUCGCACUCUUUCCGACUACAAUAUCCAGAAGGAGUCGACCCUCCACUUGGUCCUCCGUCUGCGUGGUGGCAUGCAGAUCUUCGUGAAGACCCUGACGGGAAAGACCAUCACCCUGGAGGUCGAGCCCAGUGACACGAUCGAGAACGUGAAGGCCAAGAUUCAGGACAAGGAGGGCAUCCCUCCAGACCAGCAGCGUCUGAUCUUCGCCGGCAAGCAGCUGGAAGAUGGUCGGACUUUGUCAGACUACAACAUCCAGAAGGAGUCGACCCUCCACUUGGUCCUCCGUCUGCGUGGUGGUAUGCAGAUCUUCGUGAAGACAUUGACGGGAAAGACCAUCACCCUGGAGGUGGAACCUAGUGACACGAUCGAGAACGUGAAGGCCAAGAUUCAGGACAAGGAGGGCAUCCCUCCAGACCAGCAGCGUCUGAUCUUCGCCGGUAAGCAACUGGAAGAUGGCCGCACCUUGUCGGAUUACAACAUCCAGAAGGAGUCGACCCUCCACUUGGUCCUCCGUCUGCGUGGCGGCUGCCCAGCUUAAUUUAAGUAGAAAGGCGCAUACAAAUCUAAUGGGCAAAACUAAUUAUCGAACACUGAAAAUCAAGCUACAGAGUUGCCAAAUUUUUUAAUUUCUGCAAAAUAACACGACCGCAAGAAAAAAUUCCAAAUUUACAAGUUCAAGCAUUGAGCCGAUUUUACUGUGACUGCUGUUUCUUCUGGCUUAAAAUUGUCUUGCUUCAAAUUCCAAAUACAAUUAUAAUAAAUUAAUUAUUCAAAGAUAAA